UCCAACCGGUAGCGUCAAAGACAAACGCCGAGUGGACUUCAAAACACAAAUAAUGUCUUAUACAACCUUACAGGGUUGUUUAGUACUGAAAAAUAUCUAGAUUAAAUCAGUGCAUAACCAUGGAUGAGGAGGAUAGCCAGGAUGAGCUGAUCAACAGGAACGUCUCCCAUGGGAAAGGAAAAAGACCUGCCAUGUCCAUUAUCUCUGAUGACGAGGACAAUUCAGAAGACGAGGGGGAAUCAGAGGAAAGAGAAACAGGCAGUGAGGAGGAGGAGGAGGAUGAUGAUGAAGAAGAAGAAGAGGAGGAUGUCCUUGAUGGAGAGGAGGAGGAAGAUGAGGGUGAAAGUGAAAAUGAGGACUCUGGUAACGUCCUGGAAGCAGCGGCUGCAGGGGACGCUCCUGUGCAUGCAGCUGACCUGAGCUCAGACGAGGACUCGGAGAAAUGCCCAAUCUGCCUGAACUCCUUCCACGAGCAGCCCGUGGCCACACCGGAGUCUUGCGAACACUACUUCUGUCUGGACUGCAUUCUGGAAUGGUCGAAGAAUGCCAACUCCUGUCCUGUGGACCGAAUAGUCUUUGAGAACAUUUUCCUGAGAAAGUGCCAUGGCGGGAAAGUUAAAAAAACAAUUGCAGUUAAGAAGCCUGUAAAACCUGGGGAGGAACAGGUGGAGCUGGACUUGGAUCAGACCAGCUGUGAGGUUUGCGGGGGUCGAGACCGUGAAGAUCGCCUCCUGCUGUGUGAUGGCUGUGAUGCUGGGUACCACAUGGAAUGUCUCACGCCGCCUUUGGAUGCGGUUCCUGUGGAGGAAUGGUUCUGCCCAGAGUGCGUCGCCAGCAACCGCACAUCAGGUUCUGAACAUAUUAGUGAGGAGGAGAGCAGCUCUCUCCCCACCACCAGCCGUUCCCGGGCCAGACCGACCCGAGCGAUCGCACGGACCCAGCAGAGCGAACGAGUUCGGGCCAACGUCAACAGACAUCGCAUCACACAGGCACGCACAGCAGCGGAGCUUACUCCCAGAUACAUGAUGCAGUCCACAUGGUUGGAUGAGACCAUCAAUGCUGUAGUGUCUGGACUCAGCACAGCCGUGUAUGUGCGAGACUUGACCCCUCACUCCAGAACCCGCCGGAGGAGAAAGACAGUUAGAAGAAGGAAAACCAAAAGCAAAUCCUCAGCAAUCUCUGGGGGGAAAACAACAAAAAGCAUGGGAGUGAAGAGACGGAAACGCAGAGGGAGGAAAACAAAAUUUAGAAGAAAACUGGUCAAAAAGAAGGAAACUAAUUCCCGAGGUCGUAUUGCACGGAGUUUAGGGAUUAAGAAGCCCAAGGCUGGUUCCAUUAUUCCCUCAGUUUAUCGGCCUUCAGAGUACAGUUUAGGAAGUAUGCGGGCAGAAAUCGGCGCAGCCUCCCUCUCUGUGUACGGAGAUCCCUUUGACCUGGACCCCAUUGAUGAUAGGGAGGAUGAAAAUCAAGUUCCAACACCAUCCUCUCUUCUGGAAGCUAAACGCCGUGGCCUCUCCCGCUCUGCCUUGCGGUCCCAUCAGCCUGUGGCCAGACCCAUUUCUGCCGGCCUCUCCAGGCAAGGUGUGAGUGUCCCACAGGAAGAAGAUGUUGCCCCUGUAUCAGACCUGCUGGGGAGUAUCCUCAGUGGUCAGAGCAUGCUCCUCAUGGACAGUUCUGAUGUGGUCAUCAACAGAGAUGGUUCCCUCAAAGCAACCAAACCCGUGUCCCUGUCCUUGCCAAUGAACACUACCCCUGGAGAAUCAGGCUCAGGGGAACCAGGAAACACACCAAACACAGAAACAAGUCUCAUCCACCCCUCUGAACAGGCUGGUCCUUCCUCCAGCCCAUUGAGGAGGCCUCCACUAGUACACAAUUCUCAUGGGUCCUGUUCCACACCACAGAAUCCCACAUCUCCACCAAUACACUCUCACCCAUCUCCCUUGGGUCAUCCCAAUCUGCAUCCAUGUGCUCUUCACAGGCCAAUCACCUUAAAUCCACCAAGACCUGGAAAUGGUCACUUGAGCACUAAUGGGAUUAGAGGUCAACCGCUCUCAAGGGUGUCAAAUAGCUCUUCUGACUCUCCCCAUCAAGACCAGGAGGGAACUGCCCGACAACUGCCUGUCAGAAAGCCCCCUCCAAAGCCUGUAUGGGUGGAUGUUUCUGUAUUACCAAGGAUACCAAAAAUUAAAAGGGACAGUACCUCCAGUGCAAAUAGUAGCAGUGACAGCAGUAGCAGUACUUUGCCUGGGUCUUCAGUGACCAGCUUAGCAGGCAACACGGGUAGGGAACGUACCGUUGACCAGCAAGGAAUGGGUUCAAGUCAGCAAAACAGGACAGUGGAUGCUCAGAGGCAAAGAUCAGACAGAACUGGUGCUUCUUCUUCAUUUUCUAGCUCUUUCACCUCCAGUACAUCAUCUUUCAGUGCCUCUUCAAACUCGUGCCCGUCCUCUUCUUCCGUCAGUUUCCGUAUAAACUCUAGCAGAAACCCAUGGCAAGCUCGGCGACUUUCUGCAUCAGGAGGGACUCUGCCUGGGAAUGAGGAGGAAUCAACAAAGAAGAGUAAUAAAAGUAAACACAUGCUGUUGUCAUUAAAAACAAAGGCCAAAGAGGAGAAGAGCAAAGAGGAGAAGUGUGAGGUCUAUGACCCCUUUAACCCUACGGGGUCUGAUUCAUCUGAUAACGAACCAGAAGGUGAGGGUCUCGAUGUUAGCACCCAAAAUACUGAGUCUCGGGUGCCAGUUGGAGUCAAUGAGGAUGCCUGUCAUCAAAUCAAAUCUGAGUCUGUGAAUGCGGACUCUGAUAUGGAGAGAGACUCGGAAAUGUGUGCAGAAGUUAAAACGGAGCCAGAUCCUUGCAGAGACAGACCGUGCAAACAAUCACCACAUCAUUCAGACGCAAUCCACAGUUGGGUUGCCUCAGGAUCUUCAGAUAAUUCUACUAUAUGCGAAGCUAGCAUAGAUCCUGGAAGUCGUGAAACUCCAGAAAGUCCAUUUCGGAAAGCUCAGGAGCACUCCAGAUCAAGCUCGUCAUGCAGUGACAAAAACGUUAAGUUGGAGGUGAAGUUGGAGGUGAAGUCUGAGCCUGAGGCUGAACCUCAACCCGUCAGGCCCCAAUCAAAGUCCCUUGAAGAGUCUCUAGCAAUCCAAGCAUCCGAAGGAAAUGGGGUGUGUAAAGAGCUACCUUCAGUCAGUGGUACCUUUAAUGCUACUAACAUAAAAAUGGAAAGACCUCACCAGUCCCAGUGCAUGGAUAGGAAGCAGUCACCAUCAAACUCGCAAAGCCUUUCAUCUAAAGACUCCCAUAAAAAGAAACACUCAAAAUCAAAAGAAAAGAGGAGGUCACGCUCAAGGUCAAGGGAUCGGCGGCGAUCCCGUUCGAAAUCGAAAGAGAGGCAGCGCUCAAGGUCGAAAGAGAGGAGAUAUCCACGGUCAAGAGACAGGAGGUGUUCCUCGAGUUCCAGCAGUAGAGAGAGGAAGACAAGUGGGAGAAGAGUGAGUCGUGAGAGGAAUGACAACCGAGGGAGAGAAAGACGAAAGAAGAGAUCAAAAGAAAGAAGGCGCUCUCGAUCUCGUUCGUUUUCUAGAUCUAGAUCCAGAGAAAGGAGGAAAACAUCAAAGAAUCAGGGUGAGAAUAGGUUAAAGAGACAGAAGUCAAAAUCAAGAUCAACGUCUAGAGAGCGAAAAAGGCAAGAGGUUCGAUCAGAGCCCUCUCGACGCACAGAAAGGAGCUCCCAUAAGUCUGCAGAGCCCAUGUCCACUGAGUUACAUACGCCCGCUGUUGGUUCAGUCAGGUCUACAACAAAGGUGAAGACAGAGAGAGAUGCAAGAGCACAUAAACAUGAGACUACUUCAGUUAAACCAUCAAUUAAACAAGAGACUCAGUUGGUUGACAUCACAACUCGUGGUCUUGGGUCAUCAAGACAUGGUGACCAGACUAGAAGAGUUAAAGAAAGCAAGGAGGAUGUUUCGCUUGAGCUGCUUAAGUCCGAAAAAAUUAAACAAGAGGAACCUUGGCCCAUUAGUGCUGUCAAGGAGUUGAAAGAUUUCAAAAAGGAGGAGGAACUGUGUGGAGAAUUAGAUGGUGUUAAAGAGAUGAAACAUGAAGAGAUGUCUUUUAACAUCUUCAGCAAGGAAUCACCAAAUCUUAAUGAAAUGAAUUUGAAAAGUGCGGAUUUAGAAAAGAGCCACGCUUGCUUUCAGAAUGAAAUGAAAUUGCAAGAAAUGGUUGAGGCAAAAAAGAUUAAAAUCGAGCAAAUAUGGCCUGAUGAAGAGGAUUCACCAAGCUGCAGUGACAACCCUCUCGUCAUCGGUUCGGAUACACCUGACAUAGACGCUGAGAACUGUAAAAAGGAAAUGAAAUUGCAAGAAAUGGUUGAGUCACAAAAAAAGAUAAUCGAGCAAAUAUGGCUUGAUGACGAUGAUUCACCAAGCUGCAGUGACAACCCUCUUGUCAUCGGUUCGGACACACCUGACAUAGACCCGGCCAACUGUAAAAAGGAGCCCAUUGAGUCCUAUCAGUCGCCGCUUUUAGAGGAGGACAUGGAGGUGUCACCUCUCCAACCGCCAGACCCCCCAAUAAAACAAGAACCUGUUAUGUCAUCCGAUGAAGAUAUUAGCAUUGAUUACUUGAUUGAUAACUUGGACUUCAUUAAGAAAGAAAUGAGUGAGAGCUCUGUGGCCGACUCAACAGAAGCUGUCGACCCCAAGUCUGCCGCUCCAGAGGCUCCAGCAGGGAAUGAGCAAAUUACUGAAACCGUUACAGCUGGUGCGAAGUCCAAGCCGCAGGGCAAGCGAGUCACUUGGAAUUUGCAGGAACCAGCAGAACCCCAGUCUGAGAAAUUAAGCAAGCUUGCACUCUUCAAACUAAAACUCAAGCAAGAAGGGUCGCGAAGGUCUGCUUCAUCCCAACAAACCUCCGGUCAGGAUAAAGCUUCAUCUAAGGCUGAUACAAAACUCACAGCAACAGUCUCCAGCCUUCCUCCCCAAGAGGAAUCCAGCAAAUCAAAAUCCCACAAAGAAGGGGACGCCGAUCCGAAAGAGAAGUACAUGAAGAAACUCCAUAUGCAAGAGCGAGCAAUAGAGGAGGUCAAGCUUGCAAUAAAGCCCUUCUAUCAGAAGAGAGACAUCACAAAGGAAGAGUACAAAGAGAUUUUGCGUAAAGCCGUUCAGAAGGUGUGUCAUAGCAAGAGCGGUGAGAUCAACCCGGUGAAAGUGGUUAACUUGGUCAAAGCCUACGUGGAGAAGUAUAAACAUGCAAGAAAACACAGGAAAGAGGAAACUGGGGCAAACUCACAGGCAGACGUCCUGCUAGACUUCCAAACUUCAGUGUGAAGUCAAUGGUAGAACGGCUAUGUCCUUUUCAGACAGUAUCAUUAGCAAUCAUCUGUAGAUUUGAUUUUUUUUUCUAAAUCUGUGCAUUUCUACAAGGAAACUCUUAAGGGCUCAACGUCUUCUUGUCAGUAAUCAAAUGAACCUUUUUGAAUGUUUGUUUGUUUUCUUUUGAAUGUAAAGAUCAUUUGAAAGUAUCUGGGUGUGUCUGAAUACAAGAUAUGUUAAAAAUCUUUACGUUGCCGUUGUUUAAAACGAGUCUUCAAGAGGGUGUUGUGUUUCUUUGCCAUUUUAAGCUUAUCCAACAGGAAGUUUAAGUCAUUAGUCAGGCUCUUGCAUCAUCAGACUAAAAUAUAAAUCAUAUAUAUAUAUAUA
This is a messenger RNA of Rhinichthys klamathensis goyatoka, 5702 nucleotides long. RefSeq names its product PHD and ring finger domains 1 (gene phrf1). Lineage: Eukaryota; Metazoa; Chordata; Actinopteri; Cypriniformes; Leuciscidae. The coding region runs from base 120 to 5330 and encodes 1736 amino acids. The transcript has 18 exons. The record is from RefSeq and is a predicted model, not a curated record.